Molecule: messenger RNA, 344 nt
Organism: Pelecanus crispus (Dalmatian pelican)
Lineage: Eukaryota; Metazoa; Chordata; Aves; Pelecaniformes; Pelecanidae
Source: RefSeq, a predicted model, not a curated record
GUGUUUGUGACCAGAGUUUUGGAAUACACGUAGCAGAGUUGGCGGCUUUCCCAAAACAUGUGAUAGAAAGUGCAAGACAAAAAGCGUUGGAGCUGGAGGAAUUUCAAAACAUUGGCAAGUCCCAGGAAUCUGAAGGAGAACCACCAGCCAAGAAACGCUACAGAGAAAGAGAGGAAGGUGAAAAGAUAAUUCAGGAUUUUCUUUGUCAAGUGAAAGCACUGCCCCUGACAGAUAUGUCAGAAGACGACAUCAAAAUCAAGCUGAAACAGCUGAGAAAUGAUGUGUUGGCAAAGAACAACAGUUUUGUGAAUGAAAUCAUUUCCCGAACGACAGUUACAUCAUGA